UUUUGCUGUUGCCGUCGUUGCUUGUCCCGUCAUCGGUCGGAGUCGUGUUAGUUCGGUGCGGUGUUUUUUUUUCUCCUGGUCGCAGCUGGUCCCGAAUUGGAAUUCUUGCUACAUACAAAAAACCACCAUUUUCACUGUGAUCUUUGGUCGGCAAAUAGCAUUUGUGAAUGUACAAUACAUAGUAUAGAUGAUAGAAAAAGUCAAAUACGCAUACGCAAUUCAAACCCAAAAUCAUACUCAAAACUCACACACAGAUACAGGCAUUACAUACAGAUAUAUAGUGCUCCUUUUACUUUACCUAUGUGAAUUGAAAAUUGCGAAUGCAUCGUACGACGGUUAAAGUAAAAAAGAUACAAAUAGAAAAAAUUCUAAGCGGUGAAGCCGAAGAAAAAUCUGUUUAGUGUGUGAAGUGAAGAGGAAGUAGUGGUGACCUGUGCGCGUGUAGUUGUGUGCUUUCUACGUGCGUGUUUCGUCUGUUAUUUCUGUGUGUGUGUGUUUCCCUCCCCCAUUUUGCAGGCGCAAGUGUGAAGAGCAUAGCAGUAUUUGUAUCUCGCAAUGGGUAAACAAAAAAUCUACUGUGCAAAAUGCACAAAAAAAUGCUCCGGCGAGGUGCUCCGUGUGGCUGACAAUCAUUUCCACAAGGCUUGCUUUCAGUGCUGCCAAUGCAAAAAGUCAUUGGCCACUGGCGGAUUCUUUACAAAAGACAGCGCCUACUAUUGCAUACCGGACUAUCAGCGUUUGUACGGCACAAAGUGCGCCACUUGCCAGCAGUAUGUGGAGGGCGAGGUGGUCAGCACAAUGGGCAAGACCUAUCAUCAGAAGUGCUUUACGUGCUCCAAGUGUUCGCAGCCCUUUAAAUCGGGCAGCAAGGUGACCAAUACAGGCAAAGAGGUGCUCUGUGAGCAAUGCGUUUCAGGAGUGCCGCCCACUGCCGCAUCGCCAUCCCGGCAAGCGGCCGUCACUUCGCCAGCGCCGCCAGCAGAGAGUCCCACACGAGCCACAGCCCAUCAGCAGCUGACGAGUGGUGUGAUUUCCCAUAAGGCUCAUCUCAAAGAGCACUACGAUCCCAAUGACUGUGCUGGCUGUGGGGAACUGCUAAAAGAGGGCCAGGCACUGGUGGCUCUCGACAGGCAGUGGCAUGUCUCGUGUUUCCGUUGCAAAGCCUGCCAGGCCGUACUCAAUGGCGAGUACAUGGGCAAGGAUGGCGUCCCAUAUUGCGAGAAAUGCUAUCAAAAGAGUUUCGGUGUCAAGUGCGCCUAUUGCAAUCGAUUCAUUAGCGGCAAAGUGCUCCAGGCCGGUGAUAAUCAUCACUUCCAUCCAACCUGUGCCCGCUGCACCAAGUGCGGCGAUCCCUUUGGCGAUGGCGAGGAAAUGUACCUGCAAGGCAGCGCUAUUUGGCAUCCGCGCUGUGGUCCUGGACCCUCCGAAUCUGGCAUCAUAUUGAACGGUGGCAACACAUCAGUAGCUGGUGGCGCCUCCAAUGGCAAUUUCACAGACACCGAAUGCGAUCGCAUGAGCUCCAGUGCAAUGAGUGAUAUGUACAUCCGUUCGAGAACUCCGAGUUUUAAUGGUUCACUUUAUUCCCCUAGCCGCAAGCAUUAUCGUACGGUUAGUCCUGGCCUGAUAUUACGUGAAUAUGGCAGACCAAUUGGCGAGGAUAUCUCACGUAUCUAUACAUACAGUUAUCUAACCGAUGCGCCGCAUUAUCUACGGAAACCGAUCGAUCCGUAUGACAAGACGGCAUUAUCGCCCCAUUUCCAUAGGCCAUCCUCCUAUGCCACCACUGCCAGUAAUGCCGGCUCUGUGGCGGGCAGUCGGCCGCCAUCGCGUCCUCAUUCACGGACACGUAGUGCCAUGAAGGUGCUAGUCGAUGCCAUUCGCUCGGAAACCCCACGUCCCAAGAGUCCGGGCAUGAACAACGAAGAACCCAUUGAAUUGUCGCAUUAUCCGGCUGCCAAGAAACCGCCACCAGGCGAGCAGCCCAAAAUCGAAAGGGAUGACUUCCCAGCACCUCCAUAUCCAUACACGGAUCCAGAACGGAGGCGACGCUAUAGCGAAUCCUACCACGGUGUGCCCGUCUCCGAUGAUGAUGAUGAGAACAAUGGCGAUCAAGCCAAUGGCAAGGUCAAGAAUGGCGAUGAGCAAAUACGCCUUAAACGAGAGGCCGAGCAGCUGGAGAAACUAAACUCGGGCAUCGGUUCGGCAAUUGCCAAGGAUCUUAAAGAGCAUGCCAAGUACAGAAAAUGGAAGCAAAACAAUUUGGAUCCACGUAAUGCAUCGCGUACGCCUUCUGCCUCCAAGGAACCGCUAUACAAAUUAAGAUACGAAUCACCUAUUGGAGCAUCGCCAUCCCGACAUCUGGACCAUCAGAAGCCAUUCUAUGAGGAUGAAAUGUUUGAUCGCUCUACAAGCUAUCGUGGCUCCCUUGGCAAAUCACUGGGCAAUGCUCCCAGUUAUAAUGCCAUACAUUCCUAUCGCUCGCCGCCCAAGCCCGGAUACGGAUUCAAAACGACAACUCUGCCCUAUAUACGCAACGGCUACAGCUCAGAUUUCUCAUAUGGAGGUGGUCUGGGCGACAAAACACACAGCACAGAUUUAAGUUGCGGCAAAUCGGAGGCUUCAGUGGAUUCUAUUACCGAUGGCGAUAGACGCGCCCUAAUGGGAAAUGGCACAGAUUUGCAUGCCUCAAGCACAUACUCAGGAGCCUUGUCCUAUCAUUAUCCCCAGGCUGGACUUAUAAGACGCAGCUUGCCCAAUAUGGCACAUUCAAUGCUGGUCCAUGAGCCAGCCAAAAUCUAUCCCUAUCACUUACUGCUUAUCACAAACUAUCGCCUACCCUCGGAUGUUGAUCGCUGUAAUCUAGAGCGUCAUUUAUCGGAUAUUGAGUUUGAACACAUAUUGCAGUGUGGCAGAUCGGAAUUCUAUAGAUUGCCUCAAUGGAGACGCAAUGAGCUGAAGCGGCGGAUGAAACUCUUCUAAGAUUGAUUGAGUGUGUCCUAACCAACAGUUAGUGGAGGCUGCUUGCGACGAAACCAAAUGAAUACAAUUUACCUUAAAAAAAACAAAAAAAGAAAACAAUAAAAACAAAACAACAAAAAAAAGAGGAGAAUGGAAAGGUCAAAACAAAAAGAUAGAUGGAACUGCUAAGCUAAAUUCACAGCCACAGCCAGUUUUCAAACACGCUUUAAAAUAGUUGAGAGAAAAAAAAAACAAAAUGAAAACCAACUAAAACUAAAUUUAAAUACAAAUACAUAGUUACAUUUACAGUGCGGAGCGCGGAUGGGCGAGAGAUGGUGCCGCUGGGUCCAGCUCCAGUUUAUUUUUUUAAGAAUUAGUUGCGCUAAAGCAAACAAAUUGUAACUGAACACUAUUUAAAAAAAAAAAUACAAACAAUUACAAGCAAACAAUGCAGAAGAAACAAAAGGGCAGUUCCCAAUAAUAAUAAUUAUAAAACAACAACAACAAAUAAUGUAUACAAAUUUCAAUUAGUUAAACAAUGCAUGAUUGCUUUUUUUAUAUAUGCAUAAAACAUAUAUUAUAUACACCCACACACGAUUGAUCAUAAAAUAUAUAUUUACUUUAUAUACCUUUAUUUUCUUUCCGGAAUUGAAAUGAACAGAAAUGAAACAAAAUCCAAUAAACAAGUUAGCAAAAGUCAACAGAAUGAGGAACAGGCAAAAGUUUAUAAUAUUCGGCAUUAAAAACAAAAUAGCAAAACGCUAAACAAUUACGCAAAUUUUAUUUAUUACUAAAUAUAUUUUAUUUAUUUAUUUAAAUAGAAUAUGUCAAAGAAUAAUAAAGAUGAAUAAAUAUCCACAUGGAUUAAA
Messenger RNA from Drosophila willistoni, 3827 nucleotides. RefSeq names its product actin-binding LIM protein 3 (gene Unc-115a). NCBI's taxonomy places the organism in Eukaryota, Metazoa, Arthropoda, Insecta, Diptera, Drosophilidae. Gene Ontology annotation, molecular function: actin filament binding. The transcript is spliced from 10 exons. The record is from RefSeq and is a predicted model, not a curated record. Gene Ontology annotation, biological process: lamellipodium assembly; cytoskeleton organization. Gene Ontology annotation, cellular component: actin cytoskeleton. The coding region runs from base 556 to 2979 and encodes 807 amino acids.